Molecule: messenger RNA, 7543 nt
Organism: Dama dama (fallow deer)
Lineage: Eukaryota; Metazoa; Chordata; Mammalia; Artiodactyla; Cervidae
Product: natural resistance-associated macrophage protein 2-like
Exons: 15
Coding region: 2026-3600 (524 amino acids)
Biological process (GO): metal ion transport
Cellular component (GO): plasma membrane
Molecular function (GO): manganese ion transmembrane transporter activity; cadmium ion transmembrane transporter activity; iron ion transmembrane transporter activity
Source: RefSeq, a predicted model, not a curated record
AUUGCUUUGUGCUAUUGACUCAUUUUUGUUUGGAAUUAGGCUUCAGCCAGUAACAAGUUUACCAUAUUGUCCUUCUUGUCCUCUGUUCCAUAAAAAAUUGUCUGCAUUUCCUGUCCUCCAGGACUUCCCUGUAGCUCAGUUGGUAAAGAAUCUGCCUGCGGUGUAGGAGUCUGCCUGCAACACAGGAAACCCAGGUUUGAUUCCUGGUUUGGGAAGAUGCUCUGGAGAAGGCAAAGGCAACCCACUCUAGUAUCCUUGCCUGGGAAAUCCAUGCACAGAGGAGCCUGGCAGGCUACAGUUCAUGGGGUUGCAAGAGUCGCAGUAAAGCACCAUUGUCCCCCACCCAACAAUAUCAUGGAGACCUCCUCCAUUCAGGGCUCACCACCUGGUGACUUAGGCUGUAAAUGAAAUGGAUUUAUAACCACAGGGACCUCCCUCAUAACUUAUUUCCAGUUCUGAGAUGAGCUAAGAUUAGCUUCGAGUCUGGUUUCUUAUAGCAGUAGUGCUUAGCUAGGGCUUCCCUGGUGGCUCAGAUGGUAAAGAAUCUGCCUGCAGUAUGGGAGACCUGGGUUCAAUCCCUGGGUUGGGAAGAUCCCCUGGAGAAGGAAAUGGCAGCCCACUCCAGUAUUCUUGCUUGAAGAAUUCCAUGGGCAGAGGAGCCUGGCAGGCUACAGUCAUGGGAUCACAGAAAGUCGGACACGACUGAACGACUAACACUUUCAGUACUUGUAAAGGCAGUCUAACUUGCAGCCUGGCAUAAAAACCUCUAGGGUGCUUAGGCUGCUUCAGAUGAGAAUGUAGCAGGAAAAUACUGAACUAGCGCCUUAUAGAGUAUUUAAUGAGACUGCGCUUUGACUAAUCCUUCCUGAUUCUAAAUUUCUCCUUUAGAAUUUCCAUUCCUUUUCAGUAAAUUUCCUCCUCAGUUCAGUAACACUUAAGGUGAAGUGGGUCAGUUCCCUUUAGAAAGAAAGCUGCAAAGGUAUCUUGGAAACCCUGAGAUUAGAGCUUUGUGGUUAAAAAUAACCAUUUGAUGGCUACACACACUGAGUUUCCUAACUUUCUUGUUGGUUAGCCCUUUUCUCCCAGACCCUGCAUUUAAAAUUAGCAGCAGAAUGCAGGAGGAAGGGAAACUCUGAUGAUUAGUCUGUGAUGAGCCCUCCUGUCAUGAGGGUGAUACUGCCCCUCUCCCCAAGCUCUUCACUGCAGGUCUUAGUCAGAUGGCAAAGGGUUCUUGUUUGGUGGUUUCCCUGCUGCUUCAGAUUUUAGCCUGAAAUGUGGCAGGAUUUUGCAAGUUACCAAUUUUGGGGGGAAGCCUGAUGGAGAUACAAUGUCCAAGGAUAAUCCUUUGAGUAAAUCCUACCAAAUAACCGAUGCAGGGUGGAGAGGGGAGUGUCCCAUUAGCCUGACUAUUUCCUUCUAAAAGUUAAGAUUUUAGGUUAUCAGUGAGGCUAGUCUGGGGAUGUUAUAUAUUGAGCCCUAGACAUCAGUGAUUUUAGAAGAAAAUGAAAUGAUUCUAAAAAUUGGCAAAUGGCAAUAGAAGUGUGAAAGUAGGGGGAAACCAUUUGUGAGAUUAAUGUUGAAAACUGAUGUAGAGCUGAGUGACCAGGAAAGAGGGCUGAGAGGAAGCUUUAUCACCAUAAGCAUUUUUGUAUUUCUCAAAUUUUCAGCCAUGUGAAUGUAUUGCCUAUUCAAAACUUAAUUUAUUAACAGUAUAAAUAAAAAUAAAGUAAAUUGAGAUCGAGUCAGGUCAGUCUUAUCUGUUUAGGUAUUAAAAGAUUUAAUUUCAGUAUUUCUAAGAUGAUUAUUAAUAUUAGAGUAUUUUGUUAAUUUUAACUCACUUCUUCUCAAAUCUGUUAAUUCAGAAGAUGCUUUUGGAGACCAUGGGGACUCUGCCAGUCUUGGUGCCAUCAACUCUGCCUGCAGUAACUCCUCAAUUCCUCAGUCCUCCGGGGGGCUCUCAGAGGAGCCCUUCACCACCUACCUGAAUGAGAAUCAUGCCGUUCCUGAGGAGGACCAGGACUUCUUAUGAGCGUUGUGGAUCCAGGAAACAUUGAAUGUGAUUUGCAGUCUGGAGCACUGGCUGGUUUUAAGCUGCUGUGGGUUCUGCUGUUGGCCACCAUCGUCGGGGUCCUGCUCCAAACGCUUGCAGCUAGGCUGGGAGUGGUCACCGGACUUCCUCUUGCUGAAGUGUGUUACCGUCAGUAUCUCAGGGUUCCACGAAUCCUUCUGUGGCUGAUGGUGGAGUUAGCUAUCAUUGGUGUAGAUAUGCAAGACGUUAUUGGCUCAGCUAUUGCCAUCAAUCUCCUGUCUGCAGGAAGGAUUCCACUAUGGGGUGGAGUUCUUAUCACCAUUGCAGAUACAUUUGCAUUUCUCUUUUUGGACAACUAUGGUUUGCAAAAGCUAGAAGCAUUUUUUGGUUUUAUCAUCACUGUUAUGGCCCUCACAUUUGGCUAUGAGUGUGUUACAGUGAAACCCAGCCAGACCCAAAUCCUCAAAGGCAUGUUCCUGCCAUCCUGUUCAGACUGUCUUACCCCACAGAUCAUGCAGGCUGUGGCCAUUGUGGGCGCCAUUAUCACGCCACACAACAUAUACCUGCAUUCUGCCUUAGUCAAGUCCAGACAUAUAGACCGAGCCAAAAGGCAGGAAGUUCGAGAAGCCAAUAAGUACUUCUUCAUUGACUGCUGCAUUGCUCUCUUUGUUUCCUUUAUCAUCAACACCUGUGUCAUCUCAGUGUUUGCUGAAGCAUUUUUUGAGAAAACCAACGAGCAGGUGGUUGCAGUCUGUAAAAACAGCAGCAGUCCCCAUACUCACCUUUUCCCAGAGGAUAGCUCAACACUGGCUGUGGACAUCUACAGAGGGGGUGUUGUGCUGGGGUGUUACUUAGGGCCUGCCGCUCUCUACAUCUGGGCGGUGGGGAUCCUGGCUGCGGGGCAGAGCUCCACCAUGACAGGGACCUAUUCCGGCCAAUUUAUCAUGGAGGGAUUCCUGAACCUAAAAUGGUCACGCUUUGCCCAAGUGAUUCUGACCCUCUCUAUUGCCAUCAUCCCCACUCUGCUUGUGGCCGUCUUCCAAGAUGUGGAGCAUCUCACAGGAUUGAAUGACAUCCUGAAUGUUCUUCAGAGCUUACUACUUCCCUUUGCCCUCAUACCCAUCCUGACAUAUACGAGCUUGCGACCAGUCAUGAGCGAAUUUGCCAAUGGACUAGGCUUGCGGAUCCUGGGCGGUAUCGUGGUCCUUAUCAUCUGUUCCAUCAACAUGUACUUCGUCAUGGUUUAUGUCCAGGAUCUAGGGCAUAUGGUAUUGUAUGUGGUGGCUGCAGUGGUCAGCGUAGCUUAUCUGAGCUUUGUGUUUUACUUGGGUUGGCAGUGUUUCAUUGCACUGGGCAUGUCCUUCCUGGACUCCGGACACACACGGAAUCGCUCGGCCUCUUUAGAACCAGCGGUCUUGUGCCUUCUAAAUUCGUCCUUCACGUACUGGUCGCCAAGGUCUUUGAGGUCUGGGGGCAGAACCCGGUGCAGCAGCAAAAUGCGCCGAUACAAGGCCCGGACAUGCGAGACGUGCAGCGCAGACAUAACGCCACGCAUGGCAAAAUUUUUAUAAUAAAUCAUUUACUACCUAAAACUUGAAAGUUUCUGCAUAGUGAUCUGAUUGAAAAGUCAGAGGAUUUUCAACACCAGGCUCGUACCCCUUCAUGGAAGUGCAGUUGGCUUAUCUGCAGAUGACACCACCCUUAUGGCAGAAAGUGAAGAACUAAAGAGCCUCUUGAUGAAAAUAAAAGAGGAGAGUGAAAAAGUUGGCUUAAAGCUCAACAUUCAGAAAACGAAGAUCAUGGCAUCCGGUCCCUUCACCUCAUGGCAGAUAGAUGGGGAAAUAGUGGAAACAGUGGCUGACUUUAUUUUUCUGGGCUCCAGAAUCACUGCAGAUGGUGAUGGCAGCAAUGAAAUUAAAAGACGCUUACUCCUUGGCAGGACAGUUAUGACCAACCUAGACAGCAUAUUAAAAAGCAGAGACAUCACUUUGUCAACAAAGGUCCAUCUAGCCAAGGCUAUGGUUUUUCCAGUGGUCAUUUAUGAAUGUGAGAGUUGGACUAUAAAGAAAGCUGAGUGCCGAAGAAUUGAUGCUUUUGAACUGUGGUGUUGGAGAAGACUCUUGAGAGUCCCUUGGACUGCAAGGAGAUCCAACCAGUCCAUCCUAAAGGAGACCAGUCCUGGAUGGUCAUUGGAAGGACUGAUGCUGAAGCUGAAACUCCAAUACUUUGGCCACCUGAUGCGAAGAGCUGACUCAUUGGAAAAGACCCUGAUGCUGGGAGGGGUUGGGGGCAGGAGGAGAAGGGGAUGACAGAGGAUGAGAUGGUUGGAUGGCAUCACCGACUCGAUGGAGAUGAGUUUGGAUAAACUCUGGGAGUUGGUGAUGGACAGGGAGGCCUGGCGUGCUGCAGUUCAUGGGGUCACUAGAGUCGGACACGACUGAGCGACUGAACUGAACUGGACUGAACUGAACUGAAUGGCAGCUAUCCAUUUUUAAUGUAAUGAAGUCUGUGCCUUCUCUCCUUUCCUUCUAGCUUCAAAGACACUGAGUUUGCAAACCCUGCAGCCUUUGUAUGUUUGAGCAUCAUUUUCCUCUUUCAGCUUAAACCUUGCUGCCUUAUUUUAAAACAGGACCUUUCAGUAAGACUUAAAAAAAAAUCCAGACAUUGCCUUUGUUCAUUUAUAAUGAUUUGAUUCUCUGAGUGGCAGAGAUUUUUCUUCCAAGAUGAUUAUUUAAAAUUCCCUCGUUUCUACUUUGUGGCCUUUGAAAUUUCUGAUAAGAGCAACAGCCUUGCAUCCCAGGUUAGAGAGCUUGUGAUCCUAAAAGUAAAACUGAAUUAACAUCAUUUAUCAGCUCUUAUUUGAAAAAGAGACUUAAAAAAUGAAUUUCAGUGUUUUAGUUUCUUUAUACAGAGACAGCAACUCUAGAUGAAUCAAUUUGUUGGAUUUUUCUUCCCUCCCUGGGCAAGUGUCCAGAUGUUCAUUUAUCAGUAGUUUCAUUACCAGAGAAUGUUUGGGGAAAGAAAAAAGGAAAAAGAAUCCUGUUAUACAACUCAUGAAAAAGAUAAGGUGGUUGGUUAAAUAGAGAUUAAGUUCUUGGGGGCGUUUCUGUAGCUUAUCUCCAUUCUUUAAUUGUAUGUUACUAGGAAUAGACUAGAGUUUGCGGAAAUUUCUAAGUAUACCCCUCAGGUCAUACAACUCCUGUAAUCAGAAAACUUAAUAUAAAGCAAAAACUAGAUCAUGCCAAAACCAGUGGAGGAGACUGAUGUUUAAAGAGUGAGUCUUGGGUAAAUGUUUUUGCUAAGUUAAGAGCAUUUAAUCAUUAUGAUUUACAAAUCUGGAUUUCUAUGAUAUGUACUUAUACAGACAAUAAUAUAAUCAAUCUCCCCCCUUUUGACCCUACUGAGCGGCAUGCGGGAUUCCCCACCUGGAAUCAAACUGAUGUCCACCUCCAGUGAAAGUAGAGAGUCUUAACCACAGGGGAAGUCCCAAUAUAUUCAGUCUUAAGAUUAACCUAGAUGUAUAUACUCACUCAAUUCCUAAGGUUUAACACUGUGGAGUCAAUUUGUAAAAGGAUUCUCUGACAGUGUAUACCCAGAGUUUCAGAAAAAUGCAGUUCAAUAGUGAGCAACUGCUCAGUAUUGAACUGAACAGCUGCUGUUACAUACUACAUUAUUGAGCAGCUGCUGCUACAUAACUGUGUGCUGGCCUAAUAAAAAAGGCAUUCAGAGCAUACCCAAUAGUUUAACUAGUCAGUGAGGCAUCAGAGAUUACAGCAGCCAAUGAAAAUAGCCUUCUCACUUUUUAAACAUUAUGAUAUUAAGCACCAAGACUUUGCCCUAGAAGUAUUGUGCACAUUCAGGUUUAUAUCUAUUUAUAGGGUCUUCCCUCAAUGACCUCCCCUCUUUGCCCAAGCUAAUGUGGGUAAAUGGGCAUCCUGCAUACUUAGCUUUUCUCCAUAAAUGAUUUUACAUUUUAAUUUAAGCAUAAUUGGUGAGCUCUUAUGUAUAACUACUCAAUAUUUUUCACUGCUUUUUUCAAGCAAUAAUUACAUUACUUUAGUAUAUUCAGAGUAAGAUUAUUGCACAAUUCUGGAGUCUUUUGGGUUUUGUGAGAAGAGCCCAUUUCUGAUUAAACAUUUUUAAUGCUGAGCAUAUUUUGAAAGAGGGGGAUCUUUAUGGUAGCCUGAUUAGAAGUAUCUUUUCAUUGUGUAAUCAGUAUGAAGGAUGACAUUCCUAUGGCCUCGGUCUUAAAUUUUCCUGACUUUCAUGGAGCACAUUGGAGCCAACUGCUGGAAUGUUUACUCUAGGGAAAUAGAGUAGCUGGAUUCUUUCCUUGUCUGUUUUCUAAAGAGGACAGUGUUGACUGAAACAUGUAUGUCUUUUGGUGGUACUUGAAGAGCUUCAUGGUGGGUACGGAUGGCAACUUUAAAAAUAAUUACCCUGUGCCCUAGAGAAAAGUGUAAAUAAUACACAGAACAGUGAGUUAUUAUUGCCUAGAAUGUAGAUAUAGUAUCCAAUAUUCCUGCAUCUUUCCCUUCCCCAAACACUAGACUUCACUUUCUGGUCAGAAUAAUUUUGCCAGUAUAGAAAACAUCAAGGAAGAGGAAGUCAGCACCACAGAUCAUGUUAUAGUGCCCCCCGCCUUUUUUUAAAAUAGUGCAUUCUUGUUUUUAUCUCAGUGGGUACUUUUUUUUUCCCCUUUGGUUUUCUUCCCCAGGCCUGGAGUUGGAAGAAAUCUUAGACAUAGCAGUUAUGACUUUAGCAAGAUGGAGCUAGUUUUUAGAACCCUAAGGCUUACAGAGGAGCUUGAGGCCUCGGGUAUACUUAACAUUUAUUAUCUUCUUUGUUUCUUGUGUUUUCUGCAGUGUCAUACCACAUCUCCCACAAUACUGCCAUAUGAGCGAAAAGGGAUUUUUUUUUUAAGCAAUUUUCCUUUGUACUGCCAAAAAUACUUUCAAGAAGUAUAAGGAUGAAUACACAAAUAUUUAAAUCUUAGAUAUUUAUGUUUGUGGUAAAUGAGUCAGGUUUCUUUAUAACAGUGAGGUGCACAGUGGUGAACCAAGUUUUUUUUUUAAUUUCACCAAGCCCCAGACAGCAUGCUACCCAGCACAAGCUCCUGUGCUAGCCGUGUGCACUCCCACCGGGGGCCUCUGGGCUGAACCAAAUUUAAAUAAAAACAUAGCCAUUCAUUCUCCUCUAAUGUAAUUUUUGCCCAUUCUAAAAGGGAGUUUAUGAAAGCCUUAAUUACCUUGCCCUGUUUGGAGAGAAAUGAGUGAAAAGAGCACCAUGUUUAAUAUGGAUAGUGAAAAAUUUUCUGUAGCCAUUAUAUAACUCCUAAUUUUCAGAUCGAUUUGGCAUAAUAUAGAUUGUUUUCUGCCACUAACUAGAAAAUAAAAAUUUUAAAAGUGAGAACAUCAUGUCCUAGGUUCUAAAAGACAUCAACAAAGGUAUUUUUGAGUUGACUAUGAUUAUUGAUUUGGAAAUCAAUGUCUUAAACAUUUGAAGGCUAUGAGA